Aphanomyces invadans is the source of this 1339-nucleotide messenger RNA. RefSeq lists its product as hypothetical. Gene Ontology annotation, cellular component: membrane. Bases 38 to 1180 code for a protein of 380 amino acids. The transcript has 5 exons. Lineage: Eukaryota; Oomycota; Saprolegniomycetes; Saprolegniales; Verrucalvaceae. The record is from RefSeq and is a predicted model, not a curated record.
GUGCAAAAACGUCGGCCCAUUGUCCUUCUUCGCCGCCAUGCCCUUGUUCUUUGCAAGGGGUCGCACUCGCGUGACGAUAUGCCCGGGCAACGUCCCGACGGAAAUCGCGUCAGCGCCACUCCUUGGCCCUACGAACGACGACGACUCAUGCGCCGACCCUCGCUUGCUGGCCAUGUCGCCUGUUGGUCGGGGGGCGUUGUCCACAACGUGCUCGAGCCCGUCCAAAUAUCGCCGGUCGAACCUUCCUUUUGCAUUCCAUUGCAAGGUCGAGCGCAUUCGCCAGCGGACGGGGAGCCUCUACGGGCUUGCACUCAUCGCCGGAGGCAACGUCAUCUUUAGUUUCAUGGCCGUGCUGAUCAAGUCUGCGGGCAACUACUUGACCUCCGAGGAAACCGUGUUCUGGCGAUCGACAGUCGCCCUCGUCCUGAACGUGGCCAUUCAGCUUCGAUUGAAGAUAUCGCCGUUCGCUGUGGCCCCCGAGUUCCGCAAGCUCCUCGUGUGCCGUGCCGUGAUCGGAUACAUCGCGAUGGCGCUUUCGUUCUACGCGUACUCGACCAUGAUCUUGUCCGAGGCGCAGGUCAUUCUUUGCGCGUCGCCCCUCGUCACAUUCGUCCUGGGUGUGUGCUGUCUCGGCGAAGUGCUGGAUCGCAUCGAGUUUGGAUGUGUCGCCGUGUCGUUCGUGGGAGUUGUUUGCGUGGCACGCCCCGCGUUUUUGUUUGGCGGGCGGGCUACGUCGGCAGCGUCGAAUGGUCCGAUGGCGUGUGCUAUCCUCGCGUCGUGCUUGAUUGGAGUCAUUAACAUCCUCAUUCGAAAGCUCAGCGCGCUCAACACGUGGACCUUGGUCACGUACGUGUUUCUGUCUUGCAGCACGUUUUCGUUGUUGAAACUCACCGUGUUCGACGAGGGGCUGUCCAUCCCGACCGACCCCGCGCACGUGCUUACGGUUCUCGGCAUUGGAAUCCUCGGGUGCGUCGGCCAAAUCAUGAUCACCAAGGGACUCCAAAUUGAAAAGGCCGGGAUCGGGUCCGCCAUGAUGUAUAUCAACAUUCUGUGCGUCAUGGUGUGGGACGUCACCCUCCUCGGCGAAACUCUCCACGCAUGGAGUGUCCUUGGCGCAGCCAUCAUUUGCACGGCCGCGUUCACGAUUGCGUAUCGCAAGGCCCGUCGACGUAGCAACUAACGACCACACAAGAUGGUUUGAAUCGUUGUCGAAAGGAACCUCCACGGCCCAUGGUUUGAAUCCGUCGUCACGGAAGGCGGCGGCAUAGUACGCAGCGAGAGGCAGAAACGACCACACCGUGAAUGUGUCUGCCGUAACUGGGGAAAUGGUGUCUCAGCA